Xylaria bambusicola is the source of this 1050-nucleotide messenger RNA. Its product is annotated as Rix1 complex component. The transcript is spliced from 2 exons. Gene Ontology annotation, cellular component: nucleus. Bases 1 to 1050 code for a protein of 349 amino acids. The record is from RefSeq and is a predicted model, not a curated record. Lineage: Eukaryota; Fungi; Ascomycota; Sordariomycetes; Xylariales; Xylariaceae. Gene Ontology annotation, biological process: rRNA processing.
AUGGGUUCCAGUGACAAGAAAAAGAAGGAGAAGAAGAAGGACUUUCAGAAGCCCAAGUUGAAGGUUGGCAAGACGAAACCAAAGGCUUCUAACUUCACCGACACUAGCUUCAAGUCGAAAUCUAUCGUACUGCAACAGCAACUCUCAGAAACCGCGCCCGGUGUAAUAGAGAGAUUUAAACAUCAACUCUCCCUAACGAGUUCUCGGACCGACACUCAACGUCGAGAUGCGCUAUCAUACCUCACAGGACAGCUCUCGACGAAUCCACCAACCAAUCCGGUCGGCACGUCUACGCUUCUGCAAAAAGUUUUGCCAUUGAUGCCGGAUUCCUCGAAAUCCGUUCGUGGCCAGCUUCUGAAACUCCUCCAGCAGCUCCCAGCUGACGAGGUCCGCCCACACAUCCAGAAGGCGAUGCUGUAUAUACGGGGCGCAAUGACACACUUAUCACAGGAUAUUAAGGAUGAUGGCCUCAACUACAUGGAAUGGAUUCUUGAUGUUGCGGGUGAAGAACUGGUCGCCAGCCCCGGCUGUUGGGUUAAGCCGUUGAAAGACUUUAUGUCAGUAUUGGGGUGGACAAUUUCGACGGCGCCAACGCCUGCUACGAAGGCCGGCUGGACCUCAGCACCACGAACUACGUUUGGCUCUAAGAAGUUUGGUCAGUCGUUCCCCCGGCAGAUGAUGGUAUUGGCCAAAUUUCUGGAAUUCGGGCUUAAGCCUGAGAUUGCCAAUCCAUGGAACCCGAACGAUUGGGUCGACAAUAUCAGCAUGGUUCCUAGGACUCCUGACCCAUUUGGAUACCUGGGGCUCUUUAAACCGCCUAGAGAUGAAGACGGUGAGAUAUAUCGUAAUCGGGAAGAUAGACAGGAGAUAUUCGCCAAGCGGUUCAUGGAAGCUGUCGAGGCUGGCGUUGAUAUGGCUAAAAAGGAAGGCGGUGCUGCUGGACGAGCAGCAGCCGUGCUUGAUAAAGCACUGAGAGAUGGAAUGGAUGAUUGCGAGCGAACCUUUAGAGCCGAUGAAGAUGAAGAUAUCUGGACAGGUUAUAUCAUGUAA